CGUCGUUUCGCUACCCCAGUAGCCUGCACAUCUGUUUGGGCUCGGUCCGGGCCUGUUCUGCCGCGCAUGGCUACCUCGAUGUCGGCUGCACAGCUCAGGGCGUCCUUCCAGACGCUGGUGGUGAGCCACCAGGUCCAGCGCCACGGCGCCAACCGCAACUUUGGCAGCGGGCGGCGGCAGCGGCGCGGCGCCGCCGACCCGCGCCCCGCCUUUGCCCCCGCGCCGCCGCAGCCCGCGGGCGGCGCGGGCUGGCCCCUGGCCGCAGUGCGCGCCGACCAGGCGGCAGACACCACCGACAGCGCCACCAUCCAGCUCAUCUCAGACAUCACCCGGGGCGUGGACGAGGCGCUGGGCGCGGCGCUGCAGCGCAAUGCGGCGGCGGCGCUGGAAGGUCUGCUGUCUGGCGGCGCCAACGAGCUGAAGCAGAAGGUGCAGGCGUCGGUGCUGGACCUGCAGAGCGGCCUGCUGGAGCGCGAGACAGAGGUCCGCCUGCUGCUGCUGGCGGCGCUGUGCGGCGAGCACCUGCUGCUGCUGGGGCCCCCCGGUACCGCCAAGUCUGAGCUGUCCCGCCGCCUCAGCAAGCUGACCGGCGGCAAGUACUUUGAGCGCCUGCUCACCCGCUUCUCGGUGCCCGAGGAGCUCUUCGGCCCGCUGUCCAUGAAGGGCCUGGAGAACGACCUGUAUGUGCGCCAGAUCGAGGGCUACCUGCCCACAGCCGAGGUCGCCUUUGUGGACGAGAUCUUCAAGGCCAACUCCGCCAUCCUCAACGCCCUGCUGACCCUGCUGAACGAGCGCCUGUUUGACAACGGCAGCGAGCGCAUCGAAGUGCCCCUGCUGUGCCUGGUGGGCGCCUCCAACGAGCUGCCCGAGAGCGAGGAGCUGGACGCCCUGUACGACCGCUUCCUCAUCCGCCGCAACGUGGCCCAGGUGUCAUCCGCGCAGCUGGCCACGCUGGCGCGCCUGGCGGCGGGCACGCUGGACGAGGGCGACCGCAUGUCCACAGACGACCCGGGGAACGGCCAGGUGGUGGCGGGGCAGGUGGCGGAGCUGGGCAUGGACGACUUUAGGUCCACCGCCGGCCAGGCGUACGGCAACGUGGAUGUGCCAGAGGCGGUGAUCGACCUGCUCACCAGCGUGCGCAACUACCUGCAGGACAAGUGCGAGCCGCCCGUGUAUGUGUCUGACCGCCGCUUCAUGAAGGCAGUCAAGAUGCUGCAGGUGGCCGCCUGGGCGGACGGGCGCAGCGCGGUGCACGAGUACGACUGCCUGCUGCUGGAGUUUGUGCUGGGGCAGCGCCCCGACGACGCGCACAAGGUCAAGGCCUUCCUGCUGGAGACGAUCGCCAGUGACCCCGGCCUGCAGCAGACGGAGCUCGUCUUCCUGGGCCUGUUUGGCCGCUCCUGCCGCGUGCUGGCGGAGGCGGGGAGCGGCGAGCUGGCCGACGCGCGCGCCGAGUGCGCGCAGCUGGUGGAGCUGCUGGAGCUGCGCCAGGGCAGCCUGACCGCCACCCUGGACGGCGGCUUCCCCGAGCUGCGCGACACGGUGUGGCAGAGCGAGGCGUCGGUGCAGGCGGCAGUGCAGGCGCUGACGCCGCAGAUGACGGAGAACAAGAAGCGGGCGGAGGACCUGCUGCGGGAGGCCAUGGUGCUGCAGGCGGCGCUGGAGCAGGCGGUGCCGGCGUCGGUGCUGGAGCGCCUGCUGCCCAAGCGAUUCAAGCAGUACACCAAGGGCAUCAGCGGGCGCGCAUGAGCAGGCCCGCACACGCCAAGACCAGCGCCGUGCAUGCUGCUCCGCUGCGGCGGCAGGCACCGAGCAGAUACCUGCUCGCAACCCAUCAUGCGCCCAUGUGGAUAGAUAAGCUGCCCGUGUGGGGCAAAAGCCCUUUUUACCGCACCCCUUUGACGCCCCAGCCCAUUUCUUGCGGUUUGUGCCCCCCUCCCUCCCUCUUGACACCCGGUCAACAAACGCCUGAAUUCUUCGACCUGCUUUGUACCCAAUGCGCUCGCCCCCGCUGGCGCGCGCAUCUGUUUUGUGAUCUGCGCCCCCCUGGCGCUACGUGGCCAGCGCUCC
Messenger RNA from Chlorella variabilis, 2070 nucleotides. RefSeq lists its product as hypothetical. Gene Ontology annotation, molecular function: ATP binding. The transcript has 12 exons. NCBI's taxonomy places the organism in Eukaryota, Viridiplantae, Chlorophyta, Trebouxiophyceae, Chlorellales, Chlorellaceae. The record is from RefSeq and is a predicted model, not a curated record. Bases 67 to 1749 code for a protein of 560 amino acids.